This is a messenger RNA of Pseudo-nitzschia multistriata, 4521 nucleotides long. NCBI's taxonomy places the organism in Eukaryota, Bacillariophyta, Bacillariophyceae, Bacillariales, Bacillariaceae. The record is from the annotation of a GenBank genome assembly.
GCGAGCCGGGCUUGUUUCAUAGAAAUCAAUGCUUCCACGGAAAGAAUCCCAAGCUGCAACGGUUUACACAGUCAAUGAAAACCAAUUCGUCUAGCCAUAAGAACAGCGAAAUCAGCCCCAGAACGGUCCCAGUUGCUUCCCUCUCCUCCAACAACUCUUAUUUUACCUUACGGACAAACCAACUUUUGGCGGACCCAAGCGUGCCAGAAACCGUUCGGUACCCGACAUUCCCAUGGAAGAACAACAGCAAUUGCAGCAGUCAUCGUAUCGGGAACAGAUCUGUCGAUGCAAGCGGUAAUAUUGUUCGCAGCGUCAUUACCAGGUUCAUUAGUAGUAGCGAUGACAAGAAGAAUAGCGAAGGCAACCCGAUGCUCACGGUUCACCACUACCACCACUUCGAAAGACAGGAACACUGUCACUACCACAACAACAACAACAACAACAACAACAUGCUGCGGUCGCCAAAGAUGCUUUCAUUUCGGUGGUACGUCAACUUUGGAUUGCUCCUAUUCGUGUACGGGCAAGUGAUCUUGCACUCGAGGUUGGCCCCGGUACAGCCGCGCUACGAGUACGACAACUACUCCCAACAGGCAUUCAUAGGGAAUCUUGAGAAUCAAACGAAGGAAAGAGGACAAGACGAAUUUCGGUCGAUGGGUUUUGCUGUGUCCCGCAGCAGCAACAAAAGUCGCGAAGAAUUGCAACAACAACAACAACAACAACAACAACAGGCACCACAAACAUCCACCGGCACAGUCAGCAACAAUGUCGGGAAUCGAACGAAGGAAAGAGGACGAGACAACUUCCGGUCGAUAGAUUUUGCUGUGUCCUCAAGCCACGAAGAGUUUCAACUGCAACGACAACAACCGCAACAACAACAGCAACCACGACCAUCCACCGGAACGGUCACCAACAAUGUCGGGAACCGAACGAAGGAAAGAGGACGAGACAACUUUCGGUCGAUGAGUUUUAUUGUUUUCCCCAGGAACAAAAGUCACGAAGAAUUGCAACCGCAACAACCACAGAAGCCACCACAACUAUCCACCGGCAUGGUCAGCAACAACGGCUUUUUGAGCUACGUUCAGAGUGGGGAGCUGCAAAAGGCGAAAAGCCCCACUGAGGGUUAUUUUUUUUACCGUCGGGGAGAAGGAAACAACGACACUUCGUCCAACCGUACCAUCGCUGUGGACGAGGAGGGAUUGCCCGGGCCGUCCAUUUCGAGGCUCCUCCGAAUCGAAGUCCGGGCAUCAAAUCGUGAUUCUGAGAAGAACAACAACUACUACUACMCAAAAAAUGAAACGAAGGAACCCAAAAGCAACCAAAACAGCGGUAUUUGUGAGCCACAGCCCCUCUGGUCCUACCAGGAGUCACCCAAGCUGAUCAAGUCCCAUUAUCAAUCAGACUACGAAGAACACACCAUUUGGAACGCAUCGGCAGCUGGUAUUUCGCCCUCUGGCUUUGACUACGUAAACGCCAAUUACCAGGCCCUGGCGGAAAAUUUCGCUAGGGACCAGGUAUUCGAGUUUCCAAGAGAAGUAGACGACGACGACGACGACGUUGAGCUGCAACUGUACACGAUGCAAAAAAUGAUGAACAGAAUAGCAGUUAAAAGAACGAAAUCACCACGAAUCUACACGGCGGCCAUUUGCAAGAUCCAACCCAAAGUCACGGACAAACUCCAGCACUUUGCUCACGCUAUGGAAGAGUUCUACAUGUGUUUCGACUACUGGAUGGAAUUCGCCACCCUUCCAGGCAUGAACACGAACGCUGACCGCAACAGAGCCAAUCAAACCGCCGUUGUUCCGGUCCUGAUCUACGACAGGGAAACCCAGUUAGAUAACCUGGUUGAGUGCUUCGAAAACAAUUCCUUCAUGAAGGGGUUAAAUGAGUUGCUCACGGAGCAGCUAGGCAUGACCAUUCUGGCAUUGGACGACUACUACGAUUGCCAUUUUCGAUACCACUUGAAAGGUGUCGCCACGACCAAGCUGUGCCAGAAACUCUACCACCCCCUCCAAACGAUCCGGGUCUACGACAAGCCCCCGCACAAAGGCUACCUGAUGCAACACGUCCAUGAAUGGAACGAUAUGAUGGACAAGCUCCUCGGGGGGAAAAAGGAGAAGCUAGCUGUACGACACACUUGGCGCGAAGAGCAAAAGAAGAAAGAAACCUGGAGGCAACAUCAAAAGAAGAAGCAAGCCUGGAUAGAGCAUCAAAAGAAGAAACAAGCCUGGAUGGAAAAGCGACGACAAAAGAGUCUCAUUGCACAAAAAAAACUAUCGGAGCUACUGAAACAGAAACGGAUGGUUGGCAAGCCCGAGGCCCAGCCGACAAGGGCGAAACAAAAACAAAAGAUCGGCAAGUCKGAAGCAUCACAAAAAAUGACAAAACAGAUGAUCGCCAACCUAGAGGCCCCACCAAAAAAGGCAGAACAACUGACUACCAAUCCAAGAAUCGCACAAUUAAUGACGAAACUGAAGACCGCCAACCCAGAGGCCCCGCCGAAGAAGACAAGUCAAACUAUUUUCAAUUCAGACGCACCGCGAAAAACCAAGAAAGGAAAGGCGGGCGGCCAACAGGCCUCUUCGGGCACCCGGUUCCAUCAACCCACUCGCAGCGAAGAAAACCGCAUCAUUACGUCCGAGUUGACGCCGAGUGCUUUGAGACUAAAAGGAGAGCGGCGGCGGCGGCGGCUGUCAACUUCGGGUAACAAUGUCGACGAAAACGAGGAUGAUAACAAAAAUGAUAAUGGAGACGAAAAUAGCAUUGGCGACGCCAGCUGGUACGAACUGUACACCGCAGCCCAAACAAAGCAGCAGGAACGACAACAGCAAGCAACGGAUGCCAAUGCCGACCACGACGAUGGCGAGAGCAGUCAGGGGGGUUUAGAUGGCGCCGAUGGCGAUGUGUACGCCAGUGGCAAAGGCAGUGAUAGCGAGCAGGGGGAUACCGACGGAACCGAAACCAAUUCAAAUGACAAUAACAACGACAGAGGCAUCGAGGAUGGGGGCAUUGGUGAUGCCGACAGUGGUGCAAAUAUAAGUGCCGAUGACAACAACAAUGAGAGCGACAGUAAGCAGGGGGGUACUGAUGGCGAUGCGAAUACUGAUGACAACGAUAGUGUUACAAACAACGGGUUGGAAAAUGCUGAUGCAAAUCGGAUCACAGCUGACGAAAAUGACAUCACGGCCCGAUCCCGUCAGCAGCAAGAAGAGCAAGCCAUGGAUGCCAGUGUCGAUCAUUAUGAUGACGAUAGCAAUAGCUUUGCUGGGUUCGUCGAUGCUGACACCAAUCGCAUCGCGAAAAAUUCUCCACGAAUCAUGGUCCGACACAUCAGACAACAAACUUAUCCCAAUCAUAACCGUAAGCUUAGUGGUCAGGACGAUAGAAAUGAAGCCGACACUAAUCGCAGAACCGAGAGCAAACCAAAGGUCACGGUCCAAAAGAAAAGGGAAGAACAUUUCGCUACCAAUGCAUUUGCUGAUCAUUAUGACAAUACGGGUGAGGCCCAGUUGAACCCCACGGCCCAAAAUCAUCAGGAAGACCAAGCCUUUGAUGCUCAUCACAGCUACAAUGAUACUAUCGCAGAAGAUAUACAUUUGAAUGCUACGGGCCAAAAUUACCCUCAACAACAAGCAAGUUAUGGUCACAAUGGUAAUUUAAAGGAUAUACACUUGAAUGCUACGGCCGACAAUCAUCAGCAACAACAAGUCAUCAAUCCCAAUGUAACUGAUUUCAAUAGUGAUUAUGCCUACACCGCCGCAUCAUCAAAAGAAGAAGUUACCAAUGUCGAUUCAGCUGACAAUGGCAAUGACUACUAUUCCCACCACGUCUGCAGUCGCCCACCCCGCAUCGGAAUCUUAAACCGGAGAAAAUCGCGAUCCAUACUGAACGCCGAGGAACUAGCGAGAGACCUUUCAGACCUUGUCUACGUUUAUGGUAGCGACAACGACAACAACAAAACCACCGCUGCUCAUGUACACAAUCUAACCAGCCCUGUGAAUGUAGUGUAUUUCGAGAACAAGAGCCUGGAAGAGCAGGUUGAUUUUUUUCGGAGCAAUGACAUUCUCGUGUCGGGGCACGGCGCCCAGCUGACUGGCCUUCCAUUCAUGGCAGGCGGGGAAACAACACGAUGCAGGCAGGUACUAGAAUUCUUUCCCAAAAACUACGCCAUACCGUACUACUUUGGAUCCCUGGCCGUCCAGUCAGGCCUACGCCAUUCGUUUGUCUACUUUGACGACGGAAGAGGGAACGGCAAGAAAAAACAAAACAACAACAACUUUGGUCCUUAUACUCACGAGGAACUAUGGCAGCAACUUGAACCCUCUGCACUCCAGCAGAUCAUGCCCUGGGAGAUAAAAUUUGGCGACACAGUCGAGAAGCGCCGCGAGGCGCGAAUGUUCAAGUUUUGUCCACGUACAGACGAUAUGGUGUCGUACGUCGUGCAGCUGGUCAUGGAUUGGUACCACUGUCACGGAUGCUGAACAAGCUCAGGGAAACGAAACCCAAUAAAUUAUUCCAAACUGA